Microthlaspi erraticum is the source of this 480-nucleotide messenger RNA. NCBI's taxonomy places the organism in Eukaryota, Viridiplantae, Streptophyta, Magnoliopsida, Brassicales, Brassicaceae. The record is from the annotation of a GenBank genome assembly.
AUGGCAUCAAUUCUGAGGUCAGUGGCAACGACUACAGCCGUCGUAGCCGCCGCGUCUGCGAUUCCCAUCGCAAUCGCCUUCUCCUCCUCUUCUUCUUCUUCUUCUUCGUCCUCUGCCAAUCCUAAAUCUCAGUGUCUCAAUUUCUCCUUUCUCAACCGAUCGUCUCCACGUCCCUUGGGGCUUUCCCGAAGCUUCGCUAGCUCUCCCAUGACGACCGUUCCCGCUUCUGAUCGUAAACCCCUUCAGGAGGAUCGAGUCCUGCCUCAGCUCCUUAGUGAGUUUAUGGUGGAUAUGAAAUGCGAGGGAUGCGUUAACGCCGUGAAGAACAAGUUAGAAACCAUUGAAGGAAUUGAAAACGUGGAGGUUGAUUUGCCCAAUCAAGUUGUGAGGAUACUUGGAUCUUCCCCUGUAAUGGCUAUGACUCAGCCGGGAGAAAUGAAGAUGUCAUGGUCAUUGAUGCCAUUGCAAAUGGUAAGUUGA